Messenger RNA from Somion occarium, 2470 nucleotides. The record is from the annotation of a GenBank genome assembly. NCBI's taxonomy places the organism in Eukaryota, Fungi, Basidiomycota, Agaricomycetes, Polyporales, Cerrenaceae.
GACGAGUUUCUUUUUGCCUCAUACCACCAAGUCGUGUAUCCAGUCUCUCGUCGAUGUUUGCUCUUAGGGCUAGUGUGCCCGAGGUCAGAUCAAACGUACAAUGGAUUCAGAAGAAAUUUGAAUAAAAUCGUUAUAUCCGCCGGCAAGGGCGUGGGACUCGGAUUUCUUAUUGUCAUGUUGAACAAAAGACGUUUAACCUCGACGCGCUGAGUCUCCUUCUCGCCUUUACUCUUGCUGCAUAUAAGUCGGCUGGUCGUGCUGGACAUUGUGCCUUGUGUCGCAGCAAUGUCGGACGCUUUACCCGUGCUCUUCAGUCUAGGCGUUGCUUUCUGGUUACUAUGCAUUGGAUUCUUGGUACACUUGAUAUGGAUCGGUCCUCGCUCAAACCCUCUGAGGAAGUUACCCGGACCACCGAGCUCUAAAUUGUUUGACAACACGCAUAUGAAUAUGACUAUUGAUCCAGUGCAUUCCCCGAGGAGUCACGAACGGUUCGUGAAGGAGUAUGGACGUAAUGUUCAUAUUCGCGGUCCACUACCUUGGGAUGACCGUUUACUUACACUGGACCCAGUUUCAAUUACCCACGUAAUGAAGAACAAUGCCAUUUACGAGAAACCAUGGCAAGCCCGCUCACUAAUCACGAGUCUGAUUGGAUGUGGCAUGCUGGCUGCAGAGGGUCCAGUUCAUAGACGUCAAAGACGUGUCGCUACGCCUGCGUUUUCCAUCCAGAACCUCCGUGCUCUUGAGCCGCUCGUGUUCAGCAAAGGCAUUGCGUUGAAAGAGAAAUGGUUGUCAACUCUUAACGCGACAGAAGACCCAUCGCGAGGCGCUAAACUCGACGUUUGCGAUUGGAUCAGUCGCGCAACGUUCGAUGUCAUUGGCUUCGCAGGGUUUGAUUAUCAAUUUAAUGCCAUUGAAAACGGCGACAAUGAGCUUUUACGCGCUUACAAGGAUAUGUUCGAAAUUGGUAUUUCCCAGCAAAGUGGAGGGUGGCGAUCAGCAUUCAUCGUUUACGUCCCGUACCACGAUUACCUCUUCCCUGACCAAGCGACUCGCACGAUACAGAGAUGUCGUGAAGUCAUCGAACGCGUCGCAGGUCAGCUCAUCCAAGAGAAGAAACGCAAGAUUGCAGAAGCAGAAAAGAAGGGAAGCACCUACGAAGGCCGCGACUUACUCACCUUGCUUCUUAAAUCAAACCAAGCUGUGGAUCUUCCCCCGUCACAACGUAUUUCCGACGAAGAUAUCCUCAACAACAUAAACACGUUCAUGUUUGCAGGUUCCGAUACAACCUCCCUCUCUAUUACAUGGACGCUCGUCCUUCUUGCCAUGCAUCCUGAUAUCCAAACCAAACUCCGUUCGGAAUGUCGCGCCAUCCUUCCCUCAACCCCACUGUCCGACCUAACGCAAGAAGAAAUCGAACGCCUCUACACUAUAGUCGCAGAUCUCCCUUAUCUGGACAAGAUUGCCCGCGAGAGUCUCCGUUUAAUCCCUCCUCUGCAUUCUUCCAUCCGUGUUGCAACUAAGGACGACGUAAUCCCUACUAGUUCCCCUUUGAAGAGAAAGAUGCCAGAUGGAAGUAUAAAGGAGGUGUGGGAGCUGGUUACAGUACCGAAAGGGAGCUUUGUGCACGUUGCUGUUGAAGCAUUCAAUAUGGACAAGGAGAUUUGGGGGGACAAUGCUUGGUCGUUUGUCCCCGACAGAUGGGAUAAUCUUCCCGAUGCUGUAUCUACUUUGCCCGGUAUCUACUCCAACCUUAUGACAUUCUCAGCUGGUCCCAGGUCUUGCAUCGGAAUGCGAUUCUCCAUUAUCGAGAUGAAGAGUUUCCUUUUCAUCCUUCUUUCGAAUUUUGUGUUCGCUCCGACUGAAGAUAAGAUUGGCAAGGCCAAUGUCGUUCUGACUCGUCCGUACGUGGUGGGUAAACACAAAGAAGGCAGCCAGUGCCCCCUCCUCGUCACGCCUUAUGUGCCAGAAGGGACAUCAGCUUCAUCCUGAAAUCCGCCUUUCAAAUACCAUAUUCCCUCCUCUCUUGGCUCAGAACCUCUCGUAUUGUGCUCGCUUUUGUUUGACGUUUGCUAUCUCGCUAUGUGUGUAUCAAUAGUCUUCCUCUUCGUUAUGUGUGUACAUUUGGUAGUCUCUAUGCGAGCAGACUUCUCCAGAAAUCAGUGUCCAUAAGUAGCUUUGAGCCUCUCCUUCACGUAGUCUCCUGCGGUGACGACUUCGUACUUGGGCGGUCGUUCAGGGGACACACAACUGAGAAUUGGCUAAGGGGAACAAGAACGUGAACACCGCGGGUGUCCAUAUCAGAGUCGAAGACCUACCUCAAGCCUGACGUCAUAGUCUGUACCAAAGAAUAAAGGAAUCGAGUACCGGCGCACGCCCGUUCGGUUUACUGCGCGGUGAACAGUGGAUUUAAAGACGUCAUCUGCGCAGAAUGUCGAUGACUCGGAGUCAGUACAUACUCAAACUGCACGCG